Molecule: messenger RNA, 2658 nt
Organism: Verticillium nonalfalfae
Lineage: Eukaryota; Fungi; Ascomycota; Sordariomycetes; Glomerellales; Plectosphaerellaceae
Product: Ubiquitin carboxyl-terminal hydrolase 34
Exons: 5
Coding region: 1-2658 (885 amino acids)
Biological process (GO): protein deubiquitination
Cellular component (GO): nucleus; cytosol
Molecular function (GO): cysteine-type deubiquitinase activity; cysteine-type endopeptidase activity
Source: RefSeq, a predicted model, not a curated record
AUGCAGGAAACCAGUCAACGAUACGUCGACACUAGUCAAAUGGUGAGCUGGAUAAAGACCUACGACGACACCAUGAUCGAUAUCCAUAACCAGAUGGAUGUUGACGAGUUCUACAACCUGCUGUUCGACCGAUGGGAGUCGCAAAUGGCGUCCGCAGGCAAAAGAAACGCCUUCCGUGCAUUCUAUGGUGGUCAACUCGUUCAGCAGGUUCGAUCGAAGGAGUGCGAUCACAUUUCGGAACGUCUCGAACCUUUUUCUGCCAUCCAGUGCGACAUUAAAGGCAAAACGACCCUUCUUGAUAGUCUUCGGGAUUACGUUGAUGGGGAGAUCAUGGAAGGAGAAAACAAGUACAAAUGCUCGACUUGCGACCGCCACGUCGAUGCUGUAAAAAGAGCUUGUCUUAAAGACAUUCCCGACAAUCUUAUCUUUCACCUCAAACGUUUCGAUUUCAACUUGCGCACUCUCACGAGAAGUAAGAUCAAUGACUACUUCUCCUUCCCGAACAGAAUCGAUAUGCGGCCCUACACUGUCGAAUAUCUGAAUCAAGAGUCUCCGACGAGCGAGGAAGAUGUGUUUGAGCUCGUUGGCGUUCUCGUUCACUCCGGAACCGCGGAAUCUGGCCACUAUUACUCCUAUAUUCGUGAACGGCCGUCGACUGCGGAUCUGGAGACCUGGCUCGAGUUCAAUGACGAGGCUGUAUCGACUUGGGACGCUGCACAGCUUGAGGCGGCUACCUUUGGAGGUCCCGACACGAAUCAGGUCAACGAUGCCAACAGCGUUGCCUACGACAAAUCUUACAGCGCCUACAUGCUGUUCUACCAACGCUCUUCUGUCCUGAGGGCAUCGCGGCAAGAGAUGCAAGCUCAAGGCUUAGUGCCACCCCUACAUGUUGACAUCAUUCCGGACCUGCAUGAAGUCAUCAAGAACAACAAUACGGUGUUUCUUCGAAGACAUUGUCUGUUCGAUCGCAAUCACGCCGUCUUUGCUCUUCAAUUUUUUGAAUUUAUGAUGUCUUUCAAUAACGGCCAGUGCUCUCUCGAGCAUCAAACAGAGCGGAGCGCCAUGGCUAUGCUUCUCGGACACCUAGAUCAAGUCGUUGGACGGAGCAAGACGAGCGUUCUCUUCCAGAGAUACAAGACCAGCUUGCAAACACGGUUCCGGAACUGUCACAAAUGCGCAGAAGCGUUCCUCGACUAUUUUGUCGGGCGUCCGGAGGCAUUUCGACAAUUGGUGCAACGGAACCCCGAGCCAUCUUACCGUCUCGCAACAGGCGACAUGUUGAUCAUUGCGCUUGAAGAAAUUCGAGAACACGACCCUGCCUAUUAUGGUCCGGAGGCGCCGCCGGCCGACGACGAAAUCCUCGUUCAAAACUCGGCGAUCGACGGUGCGUUGAUUCUGUUUCGAAAAAUCUUUGAGAAUUUUCAUUGCAACCUGCGUUCGUGGAACGAGUGCUUCCACUUGAUCUUGAGGUUUGCUGAGCUGGGCGAAGCUGAAACAGCUGCUCUACUUCACGACGAUUGGUUGAAGGACCUCAUGUUUGUUAUCGCAGCUGACGCCAACUACCCUGGCCUGCCGGAGCACUACGUCAUGUUGGUUCGUGGCCUGUCUCGCAGGAUGUCUAACAAGCCUCCGUCAUACGACGUGAUUAUCCAGCUUAUCAACCAUCUGAUGAAAGCCCUCGAGCCACUCGUGCAAGACGAUAUGGUCGAGGAAGCAAACGAACGUCUCGCUCUUUAUCUAGAGGACCCGUCGCAGCCGCUUCCUUGGACUUCAGAAGAGGUUAAUGUACUGUUCGCUGAAGACAGGGACUACGGCGGCAGCUUCUUUGUGCGGCGACUUCUCGAGAUCGAUCAAGAGCGACAAGACACUUGCGCCAUCAUUCGCCGUCUGGCCAAGGGCGACGAACACAUGCAGAAGUGCGUGACCCGAGUGCUUGGGAAUAUGAUUUCUGGCAAGGCUGAAAUGCACUCCAUGGUGCCUUUCCUGUGGGCGGCGCUGACGUUUGUCACCCACUGCAAUGAUCCGGACACGUCCCAGCAGGUGCUGCAACACGUUACUCAGGCGUGCAGGGUGUUGGAGAACAACGAGGGAAAAUCGUUCCUUGAUUUUUUCCAGCGAGCGAUACAAGCGCUGGUCUGCAUGCCGCUGGCAGAAGCCAAACCGGGUCUUAUGAUGCACCUGGAGCUGGUACCGCUCUGGGGUCCUGGGUUGAUCGGAUGUGUUGACAAACGAUCUGCAAGCCUGGCUCAGCAGUGGAUCGAGGGCUUCCUCGUCAGAUACGAGACGCAAUGGGCACAUGAGGACGCAGAAUUGCACGACAGGGUAGUCCAGGCUGCCAGGCAGCUCGGUGUUGGCUGCCUUCAGUACCUUCAGGAGCAGUACGUGCUUGCCGAGCGGCAAGUAGUGGGGUCGACGAUCGAGCCGCUGCACAAGAUGAUCGUCGCCAGCGAGGCAUAUUUUGAAAUAGACAUUGACGGCGGCGUGUCGCGGGAGGGGUUCCAUCACCUCAAGGAAGGCAAGUCGAAGACAUGGAUCCUCGAGUCGGUAGAGCGUCUGUUGAUCGACGAGCUGGAUGAGGACGGUUCCGACUGGGAGGACUCGUCGUCGGAUCAGAUGAAGAGCAUGACGGAUGUUCAGCUGCGGGCUCUGAGUGGCUGA